Nerophis lumbriciformis (worm pipefish) is the source of this 3520-nucleotide messenger RNA. RefSeq names its product toll-like receptor 1. Gene Ontology annotation, biological process: toll-like receptor signaling pathway; inflammatory response; immune response. The record is from RefSeq and is a predicted model, not a curated record. Gene Ontology annotation, molecular function: transmembrane signaling receptor activity; protein binding. Gene Ontology annotation, cellular component: plasma membrane. NCBI's taxonomy places the organism in Eukaryota, Metazoa, Chordata, Actinopteri, Syngnathiformes, Syngnathidae.
CAACCAACCUGAUCUGUUGACUGUUGAAGGCUUCUGCUUUGGACAAAAUGUUAACCCAAAGGACAGGUGUGGCGGUCCUCUUCUUGUUUUCCCUGUCAACUCCAGACUGCAUGGCCGCCGGCGUGGACAAAAAGGCGUUUGACUUGUGUGUGACGUCUCGGAGGCGAGUGGAAGACCUUUCCUAUCAUAAUCUAACCUCUGUUCCGUUAAAUCUCCCUCACACCACCGAGUAUCUGGACAUCUCUCACAACUCUAUUCAAAGAUUUGCCAAAGGUGCUUUCCACCGACUGUCUCAACUGUGUUUUUUGAAGGCGACUCAUUGCGGCCUCAGGGAAAUUUCUCACAGUGUGUUUACACACACUCCAGCGCUCAAAGUUCUCAAUAUAUCCAACAAUGAAUUAACUAUUAUUCCGGAUUUUUCGCUGCAGCAACUGACCAUCUUGGAUUUGGCAGACAAUGUUUACAAUAGCUAUAAGCUACCGGAGUCUUUUCAGAACCUUACAAAUCUGAAAGUACUGUCCUUAGGAAGUAAAACAGCUCAGUCUGUGGAUUUAAAUGACUUCACAGCGCUAAUGAACAUCCCCUUGCAUCAUUUGCUUCUGGGUGCAGGUGUUCCCUGGCAAAAGUAUGAAUCAGGAGCUCUUGGAAAACUGUCCCUGCAGAAAAUAUCUCUUUUUGCGUCGUUUUGCAAGCGCUUUGAUAUGUUCCACAACCUUCUGGUGGAUCUGAAUACGACACGAGUGAAGGCCUUGAGGUUCAGCCCAGUGUUCCCAGAUGACUGCAGAGUCACUGACGAUGCCUUCCUAAAUCUGAGAACAAUGUCUUACGUGCAAAACCUCACCAUCGAGAACACGUGGAUAAACAGUUCGUUCAUGGAGAUGUUGCUCAAGGACGUUUGGCUCUCAUCUCUUCAGGAUCUGUCAUUUGUCAACAUCACGUACAAUGAAGAUACACCGGAUGGGUUUCAGUUCCACAGCCUCAAUCACACAGUAAGUGUUCGCUAUGUGACGUUUGAUGGCAUCCAUCAUUAUCAGUAUAAAUACCCCAUAAUUAACACAAGCUUUGAGAACUUGGCAAAUCUCAGCUAUCUAAAGUUCUCUGGGAGCGGAAUGAACAUUUUACCCUGCAAACUCCUGUCCACCAUGCCGUCUUUAGAAACCCUGGACGUGUCAGAUAACCUCCUGAAGGAUUUAGGCUUCUGGUGGCCUACUUGUUCGUACACCUCCGUCUUUCCAAAACUGAAGCGCUUAUUAAUGAGUAAAAACCGCUUUCAGGACCUAGCAUUCAUCUCAAAAAAGACCCAUCAGAUGAACUCUCUCGAGUCUUUAGAUUUGAGCUCAAAUUCCAUUGAAUUGAAGGACAACUGCUCUUGGCCCACGUAUCUGACUGAACUCAAUCUAGCGAAUAACAAUCUCGGAAACAACAUUUUCCAGUAUCUGUCACCACAUUUUGAGCGGAUCGACUUAUCAAAAUCGGGAAUAACGGCUUUAACCCAAGAGGACCUGUGCCGGUUCCCAAAACUGACCCACCUUCUGCUCAGUUCCAACAUCAUCCAAGCGCUCCCUGAGCUACUCCAUGCCCCUGCUCUAAUUAGUCUCCACGUGGACCAGAAUGCCAUCACAGCUUUUUCCAAGAAUGUCUUAGGGGGACUUCCCAAGCUUCGCAACCUCAAAGCUGGAAACAAUCCCUUUAUAUGCUCCUGCGACCUCCACUGGUUCCUCACUGCCUUAAACAAGUCCUUACUCUUGGACUGGCCCUUGGACUAUUAUUGCAGCACCCCAGCAAAGUUGGCAGGCCUGCCUCUCUCUGAGUACAAAACCAGCGUGAUCUCAUGCGAUACACGACUCCAGACUGCAGUCGCAUUCUCAGUGAUAAUCGUCAUAUCUACAGCCCUGGGCCUGCUUUUCUACAAACUGGAUGGCGUGUGGUACACCAAGAUGUUAUGGGUAUGGAUUAGGGUGAAGAGGCGAGGCAAAAAACACUCACACAUGCUGAAGAACAUGUCGUUUUCCCACCACGCGUUCAUCUCCUACAGUCACCGAGAUGCCAACUUUGUACAAAGUACACUGGUGCCCUCUCUUGAGAAUGCAGGGCUUUUAUUAUGUGUCCACGAACGAGAUUUCGUACCAGGCCAUUGGAUAAUCGACAACAUCAUCAACUGUGUAGAGUCCAGCUACAAAACGCUAUUUGUCCUCUCCAAACAUUUUGUCCAAAGCGAAUGGUGCAACUACGAGCUUUUCUUUGCCCAGCACAGAGCCAUCGACAUCCAGCAGGACUCGCUGGUUUUCAUCCUAUUGGAACCAAUCCCCACUGAUUCUUUGCCCAAGAAGUACUUGAGACUUCGAAGUUUGCUGAGGCGGCAGACGUACCUGGAGUGGCCGACAGAUGAGCGGAAGCAGCAGGUUUUUUGGGCGAGUCUUAGGUCCAUGCUGCACGUGGCAGACAAAUCUGUGGUUUUAAGGGACGUGGCAUUGGCAAUUUCGGAUACCGCCACACUAAUCACAAACCAAGGUUAACGGCAUAUACAGUGCAAUGCGUUUAAGUCGGUCUUGUUUAUGUUGACAACCCGUCUAUAUGGACCAAUUCCUCAUGUCCUGAUCCACUAACAAAAAGUACCCGCUUAAGUCGGCAUACCUGGCAUGCGUUGUGGUAUUGUUAACUUUAUUAUUAUGGCUAAGCAGCCUGAAUCAACAACAUACCUGUUAGUACUGUCUAGUUACACAGCAUUAAACAUGCGCACAGUGACUUCCUGUUCAAAGCAAAAUAAGCUUCAAAAUAAAAGCAUUAACCUGGAUUUUGCCAAAAAAAAACAAAAAAACACUCAUUUUGAUCUUGCUUUUAGCGUUUUAGCCACCGGAAAUAACGUACGGUCAUAAAUGUGUGCAAACUUUAGUCAAGGCAUACAUGGAAUAACUGCAGCAAUUAUGUAAGAUAAGAGUAUACAAUAUCUUAUGAAAACAGAAAUUAAAUAGAAAUAAGCAAAAAUGGAGGGAAGUCACAUCAACAAACUCCUUAUGUCUCUGCCCAAAGACACAAGUAAUUGUGCAAGCAUUGGAUAGUUUCGGUUUCGAUUUUGGUUAUGUAGACACCGCUUAUGUUGACCAAAAGUCUGCUAGCCCGACUUAAAUGGAUUUCACUGUAUAGAAAAGCUGUGCAUGAGUAUUUUUGUAAAUAUUAAACUACUGCAUUUAAUUACAUGCAAACUUCAGUAUUUUUAACCAACCAUCAAUAUUUCUGCAAAGGACUUGUUUUUUGUUUUGCAAAUGACUUUUUCAAAAUGUUAAUUCGAAUUCAGGAAAUCUCCUGUUUUGUUAACACAUUUAUAUUUGUGCAAUUAUUUCAUGUUUAAUUUCCUUUUUAUUUUUGUUCCAUGAUAUUCUCUGUGUAGUACUAGCUUGAGUGUGCAUUACAUCAGUGGUACUCUUACCGCACUUUGAUAAUCAUGCCUGACUGACUGAGUUACUGUUUGUGCUAAUGUGUUUUUAGUGAGAAAUUAGCCAAAAAUAAAUGGCUAACCAAA